GAAAUCUGUAAAGAGAAGCAAAAAAGCAGUCCAUCGGUGCGGUUCUUACUCGGUAGUUCGGUGUGUAGUGUGUGGAUUUGGAAAACGCCGUUCUUUUUAAUGGCUGCCAGGCUAGGAAGAAAAAACCCCGGACUCGGGAAUUGAGGUGAAAAAUUUAUCGAUACUGGAUUGUCGUAGUACUUUGGGUCAGGGAAAAAGUGUGAAAUUUGUUGGGGAAAAGUUUAGCUCCCGUUUGGGCUUGGUUUUGGGGAACGAGCUAGUGAUUUGACCGGUGAAAAGUGUAUUUUUUCAGUCGCCAAGAUGGGAUUUUGAUCCUGAGCUCAGUAAGAGAAAUUCACGGUCGAUUGAAUUGAGUUUUCAUUCUGUGUGCCCAAAAAAAUUGGUGGUCCUAUCAGGUGCAGUGCUGUUCAGUAAACCCGCACAAGAAAUCGGACACAAUCUUCCGCCGAGAACACCACCGGAUUUGAGGAUUAUAGUAGUGAUUUUCAUUCAAACAGUCAUCCCAGCCCAGUUGCAGCAGUGUCUACACCAAAGCAGGGCAGCAGAUUCCUGUUGGAUCAGAAAAUGGUGCCACUCUUGCUGGCGACGAAGGAUUGUCAUCGGGGAGGACGAUUUUAAAGAUCUUUUGAAAUGUCUACAGUCUUCAACCAGUAAAAACCUGUAAUCCACCAUGGAUAACGGCUCGCAUCUGCCGCGAACGGGAGGGGAAAUGAAACCGGGAGAUGGCUCUCCCAUGGGUUCGAAUCCCACGGGAAUGCCUCCAAUGCAUCCAGGAGCUCCGAUUCCACCUCCCGGCAGCCACCUUGCACCCGGUGGAUAUCAGCACUACGGCUACGGUGCAUCUCCCUCCAUGAUGGAUCACCAUUCCAAGGAUCCAUACUAUCAUCAUGCGGCCGCAGCAGCAGCUGCCUCACGACACUACGAUCCAUAUUCGAUGCAUGCCCCCUAUCAUUCGUAUCAGCACUCUUUCCAUCAUCAGUCUCCGUACGGUGCCCAUCCGUAUCAUCACCAGCCAGGUUAUCCACCAACAACCGGUGGCCAUCAUUCGCUGAUUCCUCCUGGUGGACCUGCAGCUGCUAGCGGUUAUCCCGGCUAUCCUGGUCACAGUCAAGGCGCCUAUCCACCUUCGGCUACAGGCGCUCCACCUUCUCACAUUCCCGGCGGACCGUCAGGUGUGAGUGGAAUCAAAACUCACGAAAAGACACCGUUUGCAGAAAACAAUACUCUUCCCCCGAAAUUACCCAGUGUACCAGUACGUGAUGAUAAAAACAUGUUGAUUGGUCCUACUUCUAGUAGCUUAGGUCUUGAUCAAACGGAUAACGGUUCCGGGAUACCACCCAAACGAAAAAUAGAAAUUCUAGAUAAUGUGCUAAUUAAAAAAUCCAAACACGAGCUGGAGGCCGAACAGCAUAAGGAACCUGUCUCAACGACACCAGUUGCACCCCCGGCUCCUCCACCUGUACCAACACCUCCCGUUGAAGAAACUCCGGUGGUUCCGGUAGUAACGGCUCCUCCCAGUAACAACGAUUCCAGCAAGUCUUCUUUCCAAAUGUCAGAUAUAUUGGAUAACAAACCUAAAACGGAGCCUUCAACGGUUCCAAUACCUCCGGCUGCGCCGCAACCACCUCCAGAACCACCACAGCCAGCAGUACAACAACCAAUGAAGGAAGAAGAACCACUUCCAGAAAAGUCUCCGCCAAUACCACCAGCACCUCCUGCGGAGGUUGAAAAGACCACCAGUGAAACGACGAUAUCCGACCUUAAAGCGUCGGAACACGAAAUGCCUCCAGAAACUCCACCCAAACAAGAGGAGACGGAUCCUUUGGGUGACUUGAAAAUAAAGGACCCGGAUCCUGCAACAUCAGAAACAACUCCUGCAACUGAUUCCGAAGGCUCGAAAGCAAUCCAAGAAAUGGACUUUGACAUUUCGGAAAAACUGAAAGAAAUGGGCGAGAUUAGCGUUAAACCGGUGUCCAAAAACGAUGCCAGUGCUAGUAAAAGCAAAGAAUCGGAGUGCACCGAGGAAGUGUCUCUGGAGAUUACCAAGAAGGAUGCAGCUUUGCGAAAGGUGACCAAUUUGAGGAAAAACAUCAAGGAAGUGAUGGACGAUAAUCAGUUGGAUGCUUCAACGUUGGCGGCUCAAAGACAGGAAUUAGAACGUUUAGCUCGUGUCCAGGAGCAGCAGAGAAUCAUAAGGGAGGUCCAGCGUCAGCUGGCUUUGGAAAGACAAACCAACAAAACCGAACAGAAGGUGAUGCAAUUUCUACAAGGUCAUGCUUCGAUUUUGAAAACCCAACAACCGGGAACGUCCACUCCGGUGAAGGUAGGUUACGUAAGGAAUCCUUUCGAAACCCGAGGUAGACCGCCAAAGGCCAGACCGGUGCAAGCGAACCUGACACCUUCAGUUAGCAUUGCGCCGGUGAAGUCGGCCAGUACUUCGUUGGCUGCACAAAUUCCUUCGGUGAAAUCUUUUAGCGAUAUGGUCGACAGUGAAGAUGAGUUUGAUGAAGACGACGACGAGGAUGAGGACAGCGAGGCGGAGAUGAUUCAUAGUGUCGAGAAGAAGGAAGUCGUUACUAUAGACAGCUCGUCAGAUGACGAUUGCAUUGUGUUGUCCGACGACGAUGAAGAACCGGAAGAUGAUUCGGAUGACGAUCCGCAAAAUAGUGGAAUGCAUGUGAACGAUACGUACAAUGUACCCGAUGAUCAGGGUCGAGUUGUAAUAAAUGUUGGGCACACAGAAAACGAGGACGACAUCUAUUUGGCUCCGCAAAUUGCACGAAUUAUUAAACCACAUCAGAUUGGUGGAGUUCGAUUCCUGUUUGAUAACAUCAUAGAAUCGAUUGAACGGUAUGAUAGCUCUACCGGAUUUGGUUGCAUUUUGGCGCAUUCGAUGGGUUUGGGCAAGACGUUGCAGUUGGUUUGUUUUUGUGAUAUAUUUUUGAGACACACAAGCUCGAAAACAGUACUGAUCAUUAUGCCCAUCAAUACUUUGCAGAAUUGGUUGAACGAAUUCAACACAUGGUUACCGGAGAAUGCGGAGACUAGUGCAUUGAAAAAUCAUGGGGAGGUUAGGCCACGCAAUUUCAAAAUUUUCAUUCUCAACGAUAGUCAUAAAACGUUGAAGUCGAGAGCGAAAAUAGUUUUGGAGUGGGCCAAGAAUGGAGGCGUUCUUUUGAUAGGUUACGAGAUGUACCGGCUUUUGAGCCAGAAAAAGAUGGCUAAGAAGAAGAAAAAGAAAAAGAAGGGUGAGCCUGUGGUUCAGGAAGAGGAGAAGGAAUCGACCGAAGAGCAGAAGAAUAUGUUUGACGAAAUUCACGAAGCGUUGGUCAAGCCUGGACCGGAUUUGGUAGUUUGCGACGAAGGACACAGAAUUAAAAACUCACAUGCGGGCAUUUCAGUCGCUUUAAAACAAAUCAAGUCCAAGCGACGAGUUGUGUUGACAGGCUAUCCUUUGCAGAAUAAUUUGCUGGAAUACUGGUGCAUGGUGGACUUUGUUCGUCCGAAUUAUCUUGGAACUAAGACUGAAUUCUGCAAUAUGUUUGAGCGACCUAUUCAGAAUGGUCAGUGUAUUGAUUCGACGCCUCAGGAUAUAAAAUUGAUGCGUUAUCGUUCUCACGUGUUGCAUUCCCUGCUGUUGGGUUUUGUUCAACGGAGAUCACACUCGGUGCUGCAAACUUCACUGCCUCAAAAGGAAGAAUACGUACUGUUGAUACGUAUGACAGAAUUUCAACGCAAACUCUACACGGUGUUCAUGAACGAGGUAGUGCGCACUAAAGCAGUUCCUAAUCCAUUGAAGGCUUUUGCGGUUUGUUGUAAAAUUUGGAAUCAUCCAGAUGUACUUUACAAUUUCCUAAAGCAAAACGAACGUGAUCUGGAUCUUGAAAUUGAAGAACCUGAACCACCAGGUGCUAAAAUCAAGACUGAUAAAGCUGAUAAGGCUGAAAAGGCUCCAGUAGUUAUACCACCUCCCCCGCCCAAACCAGUGGAGAAAAAGGAGAAAGAACCGAAAGAGCCAAAAGAGAAGAAGAAACCUGGUAAGAAGCCAGCUGCUCCCAAGCCUCCUAAACCGCUGGCAUUGAAGAAGGAUGGGACUCCUCGGAAGCCAAGGACUACAAAAAAGCAAAGAGAAGCUUUGAAAAACCAACAGGCUGCGGUCGGUAAAGACGGAAAAAUUGUUCCAGCAGCUACCGUUAGUCCUAGCAAUGUGAAUAAGGAGCCAGCAGCAGUCGAAACGCCAGCGGCAGAAGCUCCGGCUCCGGUAAAUCCGGAGAAUACUGAUCCAGCAAUCAAACAAGAAACUACAGACUACAAUCAACAACCACCUCAACAACAAGGUAUGUAUCCUGGCUACCAAGGACCAGGCUACCAGCAGGCCCCACCAGCUCCUUAUAACUACAAUCAAGGGGCACCGAAUCAGGAUCCAAAUGGUUACAACAAUUAUAGCGGACAGUACGGAAACAAUGAUCCGUAUAACAAUUAUGGAAACUAUUAUGGUCGAAAUGACUAUAACAAUUACAAUCAAGGUUACAACUACGGUUACGAUCAGAACUAUCAGAACAACUAUGGCAAUACGAACAACUACCAGAACUCAAACUAUUGGGGAAAUAAUAACUACUAUCAACAACCUCAGCAGCAAAACAAUUCCUAUAAUGGAAAUUACUAUGGAAAUUCCAACAACUACAACUAUCCCGAUCAGCAACAGGGACAAUCCCAGCCACCUACAGACCAGCAGCAACAACAACAGCAACCCAACAAUCAGUACAAUCAAUACAACGAAAUGCCGCCAGAUCAGCAGGAACAGAAAUGGUACCCCAAUCAGCCGUAUCAGCCACAGGCACCACCAAAUGAUUCGCAACAAUCUGUCGCAGCUCCUCCAGCAGACGGUACUUAUCCGCCGCCUACCCCGAUGGAUCAACAACCGACACCAGCCCUCUUGGAACCUCAACCGGAUCCUAUUCCACAACCCAUGGAUCCUGCCUUGACUCAGCAGCAGGCCAAUGCCCAGUAUGCCGAUCAGCCGUCGCUCGAGGAUCUCAAGGAUCCGGUAGCGGCACCAUUGGUAGUCAAGACAGAAGAAGAAGCCGAGGAGGACAGCAAGGAUGGAAAACCAACGGAAAUCUGUGACCUGGACACGAAGAUCAUCAGCAAGGUAGAAGUGAUUAAGCAGGAGCAGGAGGUUAAACCGGAAAUCAAAACCGAAACUCCUGCGGUGGAAGUCAAAACUGAAAUAAUGGAAGGAGUUAAAGAAGAAGGUGGUACCGAGUUUAACGGUAGUGAAGUGAAGGUGGAACCGAAAUCGGAAAUUAAAGAGGAAGAGAUGAAAACCGAAAAUGAAAAAACUGAAGAUACAGCUGAAGUGAAAAAGGAAGCGGAUGAAAGUUCCGAAAAGGUGGAAGUUAAAAAGGAGGGGUUUGAAGAAAAGGAGCAUGGCGUGGAUGUGAAGGAGGAAAAGGAUGAAUCGAAGCUGAAGGAUGAACUUCUGAAGAUAGAAGAUGAAUUCAAGGCUAAGGAAUCGAAAGAUGGUGGUAAGGAGGGAGAGAAAGAUAGUUCUAAAGAUGCUGCUAAGGCCAAGGAUAAAGACGAAAUACCGUACGAGUGGGCCUUUGAACUGAUGAAGGGUUACAUACCAGAUCUGUUGGAAAAUUCUUCAAAGAUGGAGAUAUUUUUCUACCUGCUGGAGGAGAGUAUCAAGUUGGGCGAUCGAAUGUUGGUGUUCAGUCAAAGUUUGCUUACGCUAAAUUUGAUUGAACGGUUUCUGCAGAGGCAGAAAAUACCGGGAUUGGAAAAUAAUUGGGCCAAGAACACUAGCUACUAUCGUUUGGACGGUUCCACGACGGCUCAAGAGCGAGAGAAGCUGAUCAACGAGUUCAACUCAAAUCCCAACAUUUUGCUGUUUCUGGUGUCCACUCGAGCAGGUUCGCUUGGUAUUAAUUUGGUAGGAGCUAAUCGGGUGGUAGUUUUGGAUGCCAGUUGGAAUCCAUGUCAUGAUACGCAGGCCGUGUGUCGCGUCUACCGAUAUGGGCAGAAGAAACCCUGCUUCGUUUAUCGACUUGUCGUUGACAAUUGUUUGGAGAAGAAAAUUUACGAUCGACAGAUUAAUAAACAAGGCAUGAGCGACCGAAUCGUGGACGAGUGUAACCCGGACGCCCAUUUGUCAAUGAAGGAGGUUACGAGCUUGUGUUAUGACGACGGUGAAGAUGGAGAGAUUAAGGAUUUCAGUGAGGAGAAGGACAAAUAUAUCGAUGUGGUUAUGCAAAGUCUGUUAGAAAAUCAUUCGAAGAAACUAACCAAGCCGCCGUUUGCUCACGAAAGUUUGCUAGUGGAUCGAAAGGAAAAAAAGCUAUCGUCAGCGGAGAAAAGGCAGGCUCAGCGGGGCUACGAGUUGGAAAAACAAGCCGCUACCAAGCCAAGCUAUUCGUACACUUCGAUGGGUACGACGUACAGGGCCAUUCGAACUCCCGAUGGCUCAAUCAUUCAUCGCCCGGUAGCAUCGGUUCGACCAAUGCAAGCAGGAGAUGCGGGUAAGAAUGCUAUCGGUGGAAAUCGCCCGACACGAUGGAUCCCAGCGGAAGUUUGGCAACGGCAAGGAAUGACUGCGCAGGAGAUGACUCUUCCUAUUGAUGUUGUUAUACCGACAAGUUCUGCUGAUAAAUCUAACAUCGUUCUAAAGGCUGGACAGAAAGUUAUGGUUCUUAAAUCUCCCAAAGGCAUUUACAUGCAGCUGGAGAGCGGUAAAAUCAUUGCGAUUAGAACUGCCUUUAAGGUCAGUCAAAAUAAGGAUGCAGCAACUAAGGGAGCUGGUGCAACUUUGUUAGCAGGACGAAGUGGAAGUGCAACUUCAACGAUUACCAAAGCUUCAAUCGGUUCGACUUCUAAGGACUCUGAAGGAAAUUCGCUGAGUAUUCCGUCUGAUGAUGAAGAUAAAUCGGAUUCAAGUAUCGUUCCACUGGAUGCGGAUAGCGAGAAGGAAUUGAUGAGUGAUUUCCCGGAGAAGGGAGAGAUUGUCGAUUGCGAUAUGAAAGAUGAUGAUUUAGAAGAGGGUGAAAUAAGAGAUGGUAGGAUCGGAGUGCGCAAGAAGCCGCGGAACAUAAACUUUACCAACAGCAACUCAGUGAGCAAAUUUCCAAUGAUUCAGUCUGCUUAUUCGCUUGCACCUCAAGCACAAGGUUCAACUCAAAGUUUACUCAAAGUUCAGCACAAUGAACAAGUUCCUAGCCAACCGACGCCACAAAAGCAUCAACCAUCUGUCGUUCCAAUCGAUGAUGAACCACCACUCAGAGAGAAAGUAAUCUACAAACCGAAUCUCGUCGAACGCAAAUCCAAAGUUCCACAGUCCUCUCUGAAAAAUUAUAGGCACAAAGCUGGAAAAGCUCCGGAACCCACUCCAGCGAUAUCAAGUCCUACGAAAUCUCAUUCGGAAACUCCCACUACUAUUCACUGUGAACAACCAGAUCCCAUUACCCCUCAAGUUUCAGCUACUUUAGAGCAAAAACCAACAAUGACAGAAACUUCCCCUGUACAGGAAACAAUGCCAAUCCCACAUAAAGGGCAGCAAUAUCCGCACAUGGGCCGCCAAAUACCAGCAACUCACACACCACAAACCAUGCAUGCUCAGCAACAUUAUCAGACACCACCACCAACGACGUAUUCGCCGCAGAAUACAGCUGUAAGUCAUUCUCAACAACCGCCCUAUGGUGUGCCAAAUACUCCCAGUUCCUCUGGAAAGAGUCCCAUUCUACAUCAACCCCAGCAUAUGCACUCCUCAUCCUACGGCAGCACUAAACACCAACAAUCCCUUCAUCCUCAGUCAGCUUCCUGGAAUCCGUACACUGCAAAUAGCCCAUCAAACUAUUAUGGUCAGCAGCCCCAAGUUGUUCCGCCUCCACCACCAGGCCAGUACGAAUCGAGUCUCAAUUUCCUCGAGAAAACAACCUCCGCCAUCAUCAACAAUCAAAACCAAAACGAAUUCCAAGCGUCGCUCAGCAACAUCACCAGAUCACCAACUCCCACCGACAGUUUCAUGGAAUUCCAACCGAAAGCUGUUCCUGCUUCUGGAAAAAAGUCCACUUCCAAAAAGCCACCCAAGCAACCGAAAAAUGACUACAACGCAACGCCAACUUCAAAGAAAGCAUCCCAGAGCAAACGCAAUAAUCCAUCGCCCUAUCAUCCUGUGUCCUCAUCAUCGGCAUCGUCCUCUCCAUCACCCUCGCCGGCCGUCAUGAACCAUAGCCAAAACAGCAACAGUAGUUCCUUGAGCGGAACCCCCACGCCAAUGGCUUCGACAGCAGGAACGGCCAAUAAUCCCGCUGUGCCCACAGCUCCGGCAGCCGGCAACUACUACGGUUACCCACCGCCUCAAGGGGGAACUCCUACUGCCACUGCUACCAGCGGCAGCUAUUACGAUCAGUAUUCACAACAGCAGCAUCAGCAACCACCAUUGGUGACCGUGCCAGCGACAACGGCGAGUGGAAACACCCAACCAGCUGUAGGCAUGUACGGUGGGCAACACCAACAGCAGCAACAUCAGCAGUCACCUUAUGGAACUCCGCUUGCCACUGGCCCUGCUCCAGCAGCAGGUUCCUCCUAUGGUGGUUCGUCAUAUGCAUCGACUAAUAGCAGCACAGCACCAUCAAUGAACCGCUCAAAUUACUAUCAGUCAUCAUCAUCGGCAUCCUCAGGAAAUAUUCCCGGUGCUACCACGAUGUCUUCGUCGACGGUUCCAACUGAUUCCUCCAACUAUUAUCAUCAGCAGCAAACCUCAUCGACACCGCAACAUAUGCCAGUAACAAACCAACCCCAACAACAACAGGUGAGAAGCAAUUCCCGCGGAUCGUCAUCGUCAUCCCACAGCUAUCCUCCCACUCCUGCUUCUUCCACGGUUCCACCACCGAAUCACCAGUCCCACUCCCAGAGCAGUUACAUGGCUACUCCUGCCACUGCUAGUCCAGUAGAAACUGCUUCUUCCUAUCAACAACAACCACAUCAUCUGCCAGGCGCUUCUGGUGGUUCACCAUUCGCACCCUACUCAACCUAUUCCCACACUUCCACCAAUAACUCUACUUCUACAACUCAGGCGACCGUAUCAAAUGGGUCUGCCUUCCAUCGGCCGGAAAGUGCCACUCUUCCGACGCCUUCAGCUUCUACCACUACCAGUAGUUCGACGGCACCAGCCAGCUACGAAACCCCGCCAACAUACAUCCCGGAAAGCGCCGGUGCCAAUCCCUACCAGUAUCCCUACCAAGCGCCACAAUAUCAUCACCAAAGCCAGGGCUAUUACCCUCCACCUGCCUAUCCCUACUACCCGGCGUCUGCCCCGGGAGCUCCAUACACGGCCGCUCCCCCCGAAUCCCAGUACCAUCCUCCGUAUCCACCACCACCACCCCCGACGAACUAUCCCAACUAUCCACCUUACCCGAGUCAACCGGGUGGUGUUGGUCAAUGGCAGUAAACAGAUGACCGCACUCUCGGAGGAAAAUGUUUGAAUCUCACCACUUGGCAUGGCAUGUAGAUAUUUUCAAAUGUUCCUUUCUAUAAAGAAAAAAAAAGUUACAUCUUUUACGGAGGUUGAAAUGUCCUCCACGGGAAUCUAUUAUAGAGAUGUGCUGAGCUCUCUUACUCGCUAAUCGGUUUUAAGGUAAAGUUUUUUUUUGAUAUUUUGUUAGAAUUUUUUCUUUUAAAUCUAUCAUUGAAGAAUUUUUAUUUUCUUCUAAACAAAAAACCCGCACGUUCCUAAAAAGAAAAUUUUAGAAAAAAAAAUUAAUAAAUAAUUUUCAAACCAAGAACUGAAUCUGCUAGGAAACCGUUCAAUGAUAUUGAAAAGCUUUGGUCAGAAUUGUAACGUUGGACAUUAACCAAAACCUUUUCUAGAGUAGCGUCAAAGCUCAGUGUUUAAACAUAUGCAACUUCCUCUGCCACCAGUCAUUCGGUUAUCCUACUUUGAACAUAACCUUUUGCAUCGAAAUGCAUUUGAAAACAUUUUAUCGCUUUUUCACAGGAACGUGUUUAGAAAACGGUUCCAUUUAUUCUACCCCAAUGUAUUUAAAACAUACAUUUUCCAAGAAAUCGCAUUUCUUCCUCUUCUCUCUAUAAAAACAACGACUAUAAAUUAAAAAGAAAACAGUGCAAUGUAUUUUUGUUAUUCAAUUUGAGUUGUCUAUGUUUGUGAGCUUUAUUUACCAGUCUGUUUUAGGUUUCUAGGAUAUAUUUAUGCGUAGAUGAGAGAUUUAUGAACUUAAAAGUGUGUAGAAGCGCUUAUCUUGUGCUGCUGAUAGCUUAGCACAUUAAAAAUUGUAGAAGGAAAAGCUGAAAUACGAUGGUACGCCGCAAUGCGAACUCGUUGUUGGAACAUCAAACCGAUUGGUCAAACGAACCAGCGAAGUUCUUUCCGGUAAAAAACCAUUAACUCUUGUAAAACCGUCAUAAGACAUAACAUACAGUAGUAGAAAAAAAAAACAAAACAGUCGUCAAUGUUUUAAUCAGAUAUCAAAUUUUAUCUAUACCACUGAAGUAUAACGCAAGCAACCCUUUAAAAAAAAUCAAAAAAAAAAGCGUAGAAGCAAACCAGCACCUAGCGUUUAUUAUUUAUUAGCCACUGUAUCAUUUAUGCGCAAAUGAAACCGCUAAUCCCCCAGCUAGCCAGCCUGGAGGAAAUAAAUCGCAUUUAAUAAUUAAACGUUAUGAGAUAUUCAAACAUAGGCAAAAAACAAAAUCUUAACGAAUAAUGCUGAAUGUCAAAAAAAGCUAUUCAACAAUGAAACGAAAACCAGUUAUCGCAAUCGUCGUUUAGAAUCAACCAACUAUUUAUAUAUAUUGAAUAUAAAAUUAACUAAUUAAAGUAAAAAACUUAUCAGUCAUUAGAAACUAACCAAUUGACAUUUUCGUUUUCGUUCGCACAAAUAUGCCCUCCCAAAAAACUCUUAUUUCAUGUUAGUUCAAUUGUUUGAACCUCUUAUUACGGUCUGCCUGCAGCACUGUUGUUUCUCGAGAAAAGAAAGUGAAUUAGGACAAUUACCAUUGACCCCCACACUGCAGUAGCAGGUUUAUUCUGCUUUGUUAACGAGCGAAGGAACUAUUUUUGUCGAAAACGCACCAUUAAAAAGAACAAAAGUCGAAUGUUUUAUUCUCGUAGCUAAAACAUGCAUUUUUGUCAUUUUUUGUUUCCUAUAAGCAUAUUUGUAAAGGUAUGUUUUGCUAAGCUAUGUAACGAAAAUAAUAUUGAGUGUUGGAACAGGGUGACCACCAGAGAUGUCACACAGGUUUUUAGCAAGAAAAUCUUAUUAGAACCGAACGGAAUUUUUCGUUCAUUCGGUCGCGAAAUUAGUGCGAGCGUGUCAUGUGUCUGGUAGCAAGUAGUGUAAUUAAUUAUUUCAAACAUCAGUACAGCAUAACUCAACUGAGAUCCGACUAUAAUGAUUAAAAAGUAAUAACUAUAAUUCUAUGAUUAUAAUUAACACACACCGAUACAUAGAAACUAGAAUAAUGUAUGAACCGUAAUACAAAGUAUUGGAAUAAAUCAAA
Molecule: messenger RNA, 11520 nt
Organism: Uranotaenia lowii
Lineage: Eukaryota; Metazoa; Arthropoda; Insecta; Diptera; Culicidae
Exons: 6
Coding region: 671-9451 (2926 amino acids)
Cellular component (GO): nucleus
Molecular function (GO): ATP binding; ATP-dependent chromatin remodeler activity; ATP hydrolysis activity
Source: RefSeq, a predicted model, not a curated record